Molecule: messenger RNA, 486 nt
Organism: Rodentolepis nana
Lineage: Eukaryota; Metazoa; Platyhelminthes; Cestoda; Cyclophyllidea; Hymenolepididae
Source: the annotation of a GenBank genome assembly
AUGGAAAAUUUACGUAGCUUUAAACAAAUUCCAAGUCGCAGCGCCUACUUCAAGAUGGAUACUGUGGAAAAUCCUGCAGACAGGAAGACCAAAAAGCGUAGAGCAAGGCCUAUCAGUACCGAAGGCCAACGACGAAAGGCCAAAAUGCGUCGUCGUAAUGCCGAGGGAGAUGAUUCGUCGAGUAGCUUACCUAAGCGGAGAGGUUCUCGAAAUGUAAAAGAGAAGACUCUUGAACAGCUUUGCGAAGAAUUCAGAAUUGAGGACGUUGAGAUAACUUAUUCAACUGACGAUUUCGAAAAUUGGACUGUUCAAAAACUCUUCAAUCAAUAUGUUGAGCCUCUUAUUGUAGAGAAGAAUCCUGAUGCUCCAAGGGAGCACAUUGUGCAAAUCUUAGAUGCAAAGUGGAAGGAAUUUGCCAUUAUGAAUCCCUAUAUUCCCAAGGGGGAAGAAGAACGUGGGCCCUCAGCUGUAGGCAGAAAAGGUUAG